This is a messenger RNA of Melanotaenia boesemani (Boeseman's rainbowfish), 506 nucleotides long. RefSeq names its product vitamin K-dependent protein S. The transcript is spliced from 5 exons. NCBI's taxonomy places the organism in Eukaryota, Metazoa, Chordata, Actinopteri, Atheriniformes, Melanotaeniidae. Bases 213 to 506 code for a protein of 97 amino acids. Gene Ontology annotation, molecular function: calcium ion binding. The record is from RefSeq and is a predicted model, not a curated record.
UGUACGACAGCAUUACUGAAAACUACCUGCAAGGAAAGUUCCAGGUGGUGGGGUGCCUGUGUCCAAAGGGAUACGGCGGAAAAUUCUGUGGGAACAAAACAGAUGUUUGUCGAGGCAAACCCUGUUUCCGAGGGGUGCAGUGUCAGUCAAAACCAGCGCCCGACCAGUUCACCUGUGGAGACUGUCCUGUUAACACUGUCUCCAGUGGCAACAUGGGAUACAAAUGCUUUGAGCAUGACAUGUGCAGCCCUCCUUUCCCCUUCCCCUGCCACAAAGAUGCAGAAUGCCAAAGCACAAAACUACACUACACCUGCACAUGUAAGCCUGGUUUUACUGGAGAUGGACACAACUGCACAGAUACAGAUGAGUGCAAAGCGCUCAUGGCUUGUGAAAAUGCAAAGUAUGAGUGUAAGAACAUUCCCGGCUCAUUUGAAUGCCUCUGUAGAUAUAACACUAAGGACAUUGAAGGAUGUGAUGCAGUUUAUCUGAGAUUGGUGAACUUCUGA